This is a messenger RNA of Mesorhabditis spiculigera, 429 nucleotides long. Lineage: Eukaryota; Metazoa; Nematoda; Chromadorea; Rhabditida; Rhabditidae. The record is from the annotation of a GenBank genome assembly.
AUGCGUGGAAUGCUAAUAAUCUGCUUAGCCACCCUCAUCCCCUUUUCCGCGGCCUUCCGGACCCAAUCUGUGGCCGUAAAGGGCAAAUUGCUGUGCGGAGACAAGCCGGCUUCCGGUGUCAUCGUCAAGUUGAGCGAGGAUGAUGGAUUUAAUCUGCCCGACCCUGAUGACGUCAUCGGGCAAGUGAAGACUUCCGCCGAUGGCACCUUUUCGUUGACAGGCUCUACUGCUGAACUUUCGGUGAUCGAGCCCGAAUUGAAGAUCUAUCAUGAUUGUAAUGAUCAGCACAAGGAAUGCCUUCGCCGUUGGCUUAUCCGAAUCCCGAGCCGCUACAUCACCGAUGGUGAAACCCCCACGGAAACCCUUGAGAUCGGCACGUUGAACCUCGAGGUUCAACUGGAAAAGGAGCAGCGCCGUUGUAUUAACCAA